AUGGCGGGCUUGUUCAAAGCCAUGCUGGCGGUGCUGGCCCUGUGCAGCGGAGGUGAGAUGAACAGAGAUGACGAUGGACAAUGGUUUGUGCAAUGCCGGGUGUAUUGCAUCUUACUCACUGUUGUCUCUGCAGUAUCACAGUGGUGCCAGCAGUUUCAAUUCACAGGUCGUAGAAACAGUCCAGAGACACCGGAACAGAAACUGCUGCAAGGUUUGCAGAAUUUGUUAAAAGAUACUUUGCAGGCCUCUAGCUCCGGAGCCUCAAACAAAAAAGGCAAGGGUAAGGGCUCCGGCAAAAGUAGUGGUAAAAGCCUACCUUCCAAACAGAGAGAUGCGAACCAUGAUGGCAGCUAUGGGCUGAUUCAAGCCUUGCAAAAGCUAACUGCUCGAGCUGCAAAGAAACCACAAGGGUUGCUCCAAAGGUUGAAAACAUUGGUUCAAGUUACUGAACGUGGUAUGUUACGACCAAACAGGAGAAAGAAAGAUCUGCCGCCGCAUGAGGCGGUCCCGCCAGUGAAACCAAGCACACGAUUCAAAAGUUCAGAGAAUUUGGUAGAUGGUGCUCCUAAGCCAAAAACACGAUGGCAACGCGACAGAUCCUGGAAAGCCCGUGCCCAGGACUGGGGCGUCAAAACUGUUUUGCGUGGCCCCACAGCUCUGUGCAACGCUCUUGACAGUGGGGACACCGGUGCUCUCCUGUGUCAAGUACAAAAUCUGGAUGAUUGGAAUGAAGCCCUCCAAAUUUCUCAUGCUGCUGGUCGCACCAAUGUCACGGUUGUUCUUGAAGCUGCACCUAACAUGUCUCCAGAACUUGGCAAAUUGAGAUAUCAUGGUUGGACAGCCUUGAACACACGUGCAGCUGGUUAUGCCGAUGAUAAAUUGGUCCAGCGCUUGGUUUGGAUUGCGCGGUGCUCGCCAAAUGCACCCACAUUGGUUCCAGGAUCCGUGCUGACAGGCGCCAGGCGGCCUGUUGUCCAGAAACGCGGCCAUGAAGCUGAAAACCUGGUUCGAGGAUUUGCUCGCGUCAAAGGCAAAGACAGGGCCCUGCAGUUGAUUAAAGCGAGCGGCUCAGAACACAAAGGAAAUGUCCAGCCGUUGAAAGCAGAAAAUGAUGAUGAUCGCGGUAACGAAGCUAUGGAUGUUAGUCUGAUUAGCGUCCCAGAUGCAAGUGAUGUUGAGGAUGAGCCCAUGCAUGUCCAGGGCACCAAACGCAAAGACCAGGCCAUGUUGACCAGCCCGCAAAAAACUGGUCAUGACAAAAAGAGGAUGAAAGUGCCCGAGAGGCUUCAAAAAGUUCCGAACCCUGGGGAAGGGAAUUGCUUGUUUUACUGUCUAGCUCAGGCGGAGUCUACCCCAGGUAAGUCCCGCAGCCACAGGCAGGUGCGUGCAUUUGUUGUUGCCUACAUGACCAAACACUUCAAGAAAUACGAGGAUUUCUGGGACGGUUUAAGCCCGAGCAACAUUCCCAUGGAGGGUGGGUUUGACGAUUAUUUACAAGCCCUUGAAAAAGAUAAAGCUUGGGCGGGAUAUUGUGAAAUCGAAGCAUAUGGCGAAGCCAUGCGCCGACCUGUACUUGUUGUGCAUGCCAAGGACAAUGUUGUCCAUGCUUUUAAUAGUCAUGGCGAUAAGGAUGUUGUCUGUCUCUGGUACAAGGAUGAACAUUAUGAGCUUAUUGUUCCUUCAGACGCAGAUAUUCAGGCCCUGUGGCAGAAUGCUGAAGACGGUGGCACCAAGGGUUACCGCGGGGCCGCAAAGAAGGCACGCUUGGCUGCCGACAAUGCCCCAAAAGGGGCCACCAGAGGCGACUCCAUUCUUCGCCUUUGCAAGAGAGCAAGCGUGUCAUCUGAUGUACCUCACAGAAGCAUUUUGCCUUGGAAGCUGAAGCAUCGCCAGAUGUAUGUGCAACUCAACAAGUUUGCCAAGGAGCAAGGUCCUUGUGGCGGGCGGACUGCUCGUGCCGAGUGGUUAGCCAUGCCUGGUCGCCAAAAAUGCUGGCGUCAGGCUCCCAAAGAGCGCCAAGAGGCGCUGCACAAGGCUUGGCGUUUGAGUGCUACCGAGCGUAGGCAGAUACCUGCACUUUGGGUAGGUGAUUGGAACGAAACUCCUGAUGACAACGCCGCAUCCAUUUUCUUGAAUGGCAGUGUUCUGGCUGUCACGGAUCCUGAUCAAUGGGAUCCCGACCAAGAUUGGGCAUAUUUUCACCAGUUUGCUGAAAAGAGCAUGCGUGAAGCAUUGCACUUGUGUGGCCAGCCCGUGCCUAGGCCGCUCUCAGAGCCUCGGGGUCUGCAGCCGGAUGUGACGGUUGGUUUGGCCAUUGAAAACAUGCAACUGCAAGGGUUGCCAGAUGAGUGGGCUAACAUUUUGAUGUUUGUAUGGGGUCAUCAAGUGCGAUGGCUGUGCUUGGGGAAAGCUGUGCACCCAACGCCGGAGCAUGUCCAGACCUCCAUGCCGCAAGGUGAUGCCUUUGCACCUCUGGCUCUUAUCAUGUUGCUCAUUAGGAUGUCUUUGUACAGGUCCAGAAUCAUUUCACUCGCCACCUGGGGCGCUUGGUUUGAACGAUUGCCGCAGUCACAGUUGCCUUCGCUUCGAAAGGCAUGGCAUGCCAUUUCCUAUCUGCAAGGUAACGCUUCGAGACCUCUUUUCAACUUGCUUGUAGGUCAUAUGUAUCAUGCUGAGUUUUGGGCCACCAUGUCUUCCAUUCGGACCAUGCGCCAAGUUCGUGCCCUUUGGCGAAGGAUGCCACGACCUGGAGGCUGGCAGAGUUUCAUUUGCGCACGCAUGCGAGAGCUGAACUGGGAAUUUCGCGGUCCAUGGAUGUUUGCACAUGAGGAUUUGGGUCAUGUCGAUUUAUCCAAUCCAGAUGAAGCUGUUGUGAAACUCACCGAGCACAAGGUGAGAGAAAGUUGGCGCCGAGUGCAAUUUGCCUUUUGGAAAAAGCAGAACCGCCGUGAUAGGCAUUAUUUGCUUGAUGUGCCGUAUGAGGAAAGUCGUGUUUCCGAUGCCCGCAAGUUGUUCUCUCUCACGUGUGAUAGUCAUCAGAGGGCCGUAAUGCUUGGUUCUGCGCAUUCCACGGCAUGUUAUGAUAAGAUGCGUGGACACGAAGUGAGGGAACAAUGCGCAGGGAAGACCUUCGUAGCUGCGCAGUGUGCACUGGAUAAGCUCAGGAGCAGUCCAGAUGGUAAAAUCUUGUUCGUGGCGCCUUCCAUUGCCCUUGGCCUCUACUUCGUGCGGUGGCUCGCUCAAAGCUCUUCAAACCGCGGGCAGCUUCACAAGUUGUUGUGGCGCAUUGUGUUGAUGGAGCCCCAAAGCCAAGCUUUUUUGAGCUUGCGUAUCAAAGGCGACCGUUUUGACUGGAUUCCGUUGCCCAACAGCAAAAUGAGAUUUCUCUUGACAAUCAUCGAUGAGGCACACGAUUUUUUCUGUACAGAUGGGAACCGCACUUUUCUGGAAGAGAAGAUUGAGGCACCACGACAAGUGUUGCUCUUGUCGAGUGUAUCCCAAAACUCAUCUGGUGCAGUGCAUUUUCCACCAGCAGCGAAGGAGAUCAGCCUAACACAAGUGGUGCGCAGUACGAAAAGGAUAGUGGCUGGUGCAGCUGCUUUUCAGGCAAGCGUUGCAGAGAAAGAGCAGAUUGCUUCCUUAUGCCCAGCUGGGCCUCCCCUGAAGGCUUUCCUCUUCGAGUCUGAUGCACAUGUCUUUGAAGAUUAUGCUAGACACACCAUGAGCGCAUUAUUCUUUGUGAUGUGCAUCUAUGCUGGACUCAGCUUCCACAAUCGCUUGGCCCUUUUGGUGCCCAACCCUCACUUUCUGGAGAAGUUCCGAGAUGCGUUGCAAAGACACUUCUUGACGGCACGCCUUGCAGGGCGAAACUUCAAGCUAAUAUCCUUCACUGAUUCUCUACGCAUCUUGCCAAAUAUCAAGGUGGAGCAGGCCACACAUGCAGACAAUGCAGAGCUGAUAGUGCUGGACACGGUGGAGAAUGCAAAGGGACUGGAGUCACUCAUCGUGGUGUGCAUUGGUCUGGAUCAAAAGGUCGGUGAGCAAAGUGCAAAUCAGGUUGGACGUUCCAUUAUUUAUCAGGCUAUCACUCGGGCGCAGCUUCAGGCAGUGAUUGUGAACCAGCUCCUCCGAGGAGGUUGGCUGGAAUUCUUGGGGGUCACGAAAUUCAAAAGUGAUACCUUCAAUGAAUCCACAGCUAUGGCCGAGACCACCACUGCUGCUGCUGAAGCCUUGACGAAAGUGCAGCUGCCAUCGAAGUUGGCCGUUCAGGCCUCGCAGGAAGCAUUGCCAAGAGAGGAUGCCAGGGUCCAAAGAGAUGCUGAAGAGACGGGUGCUGUUGCACGUUCAAAGCCAAUGUUGGAAGAAGGUCAAGACCCCACAACUGCACCUGAGGCGGGUGACAAGCCCGGUGACAAGUUGGUCGUGGAGAUCAAGGAUUCAUCUGUGUGGGAUGCCGAUGUCAUUGACAUCAAGGAGCCGAUCUCACAGCUGCAGUUUGACCCUCGAUCACCCACGGGAAAAGCUGAGGAAGAGGUAGCAUCCUUGGAGGUGCGGAAGUAUCGUGUCUCACACUGUACACUGUCUUUGAAGUUUUGA
Cladocopium goreaui is the source of this 4596-nucleotide messenger RNA. NCBI's taxonomy places the organism in Eukaryota, Dinophyceae, Suessiales, Symbiodiniaceae. The record is from the annotation of a GenBank genome assembly.